Molecule: messenger RNA, 1815 nt
Organism: Branchiostoma floridae (Florida lancelet)
Lineage: Eukaryota; Metazoa; Chordata; Leptocardii; Amphioxiformes; Branchiostomatidae
Product: zinc finger protein 239-like
Exons: 2
Coding region: 238-1344 (368 amino acids)
Biological process (GO): regulation of transcription by RNA polymerase II
Cellular component (GO): nucleus
Molecular function (GO): RNA polymerase II transcription regulatory region sequence-specific DNA binding; DNA-binding transcription factor activity, RNA polymerase II-specific
Source: RefSeq, a predicted model, not a curated record
CUUCAGUUGAUUGUUUCAGAAGCGAGCCCUGAUUGGCCACAGCAAGUCUGAUUUGCAUAACCCCCAGGGCUAACCCAUUGAUGAAACGGACUACGUCAUUUAUUCGAUCUGAAGCUCGCGCGAGCGGACACGUGCGCAAUCCGUCGCCCGAAAAAGGAGGUUAACUUCUAAUAUCUCUUGGCCUGAGAUAGAGCAACUUCUCAGCAAACAUUCACAAGUGACAGAAACUUGAUCAAUAUGGCAAACAACGAUGGAGCUCAUCUGAAAAAAAAAGAGGGUAAGGAUGGACGCAGAGAGGAUCCUCCAUGUACCCACAAGUGCAGCGAGUGUGACAAGCAGUUUCGUUAUCUCAGUAAGUUAAGGAAUCACAUUCUUACGCACACUGGUGAAAAACCGUACAGGUGUGAGGAGUGCAGCAAACAGUUCAGUCAGCUGGUUAAUUUGAAGAGACAUAUGGGGACUCACACUGGCGAGAAACCGUACAGAUGUGAGCAGUGCGGCAGGCAGUUUAGUCAGCUGGGUGAUCUGAAAAGACAUAUAAGGUCUCAUACUGGUGAAAAACCCUACAAAUGUGAGCAGUGCAGCAAACAGUUCGUUGAUCAGGGUACUCUGAAGAGACAUAUGAGGACUCAUACAGGAGAGAAACCUUACAGGUGUGAUAAAUGCAACAAACAAUUUAGUGAACUGUCUAAUCUAAAGUCUCAUAUGAGGACUCACACUGGAGAGAAACCCUACAGAUGUGAGCAGUGUAGCAAACAGUUCAGUGAGCUGCUUCAUCUGAAGAUGCAUGUUAAAACUCACACAGGGGAGAAAUCUUACAGGUGUGAGCAGUGCGGCAAACAGUUCAUUGAUCAGGGUUCUCUGAAGAGGCAUAUAAGGACUCACACUGGAGAGAAACCCUACAGAUGUGAUAAGUGUGGAAAACAGUUCAGCGAGCUGGGUACUCUGAAGAGUCACAUGCGGACUCAUACCGGUGAGAAACCUUACAAAUGUGAGCAGUGCAGCAGGCGAUUCAGUAAGCUGGGUUCUCUGAAGACGCAUAUGAGGACUCACACUGGUGAGAAACCUUACAAAUGUGAGCAGUGCAGCAAUACAUUUAGUCAGCUGAGUAAUCUAAAUACUCAUAUGAGGAUUCACACUGGAGAGAAACCUUACAGAUGUGACGAGUGUACUAGACAGUUUAGUCUGCUGGUUAAUCUGAAGGCGCAUAUGCGGACUCAUACUGGAGAGAAACCUUACAGGUGCACGGAGUGCAGCAGGCAGUUCAGUGAACAGGGUUCUCUGAAGAGACAUAUGAGGACUCACACCGGUAAGAAACCUUACAAACGUGGGGCAGUUCAGUGAGACGGGUCAUCUGAAGACUGGGAAAAAAUGAUACGAAAAUUCUCUAGGACUCUAAUAGGACUCUCAAACAUGUUACCUAUGUACCUAAGAAAAAGGGAAACAAUUAUAGAAGUACUUGAAAAGGUUAAUACCAAUUGGCAAUGGUUUGAGUUAAGGAAUAAUGGCGUUAAUCAUGAUGUCCUUGCUUUAAUACUCAUGUACCACAAAAGACUCCACAUGAUAAAGCUGAAACACAACAAAACACCAAAAAAUAUAACAAGAACAGCAUUUUCAAGUGUGUAUAGUCUUUAUAAUCAUAGUUUGGUGGUUAAGAGUAGAGUGCAUGAUAGAUUUUGUACUAUGUAUAAUGUCAAGUAUAAGGGUGUUGAUAACAGGGCUACAUGCAUGGUAUGGAGCUAUCUAUGUUCUCAUCACUUCAAGGGAAGAGGAAAAGUACAUCUGUAUUAAAUAUAGCCUUUAACAACCGUGUAA